Messenger RNA from Oncorhynchus tshawytscha (Chinook salmon), 2785 nucleotides. RefSeq names its product lysosomal-trafficking regulator. The record is from RefSeq and is a predicted model, not a curated record. NCBI's taxonomy places the organism in Eukaryota, Metazoa, Chordata, Actinopteri, Salmoniformes, Salmonidae.
CCAAUGGCGACUAGCCCACAGGUCCGUGGCGGUUUUGUCGUCCUGCGUUUGCCUCUUCGGUAUGAUACGGUGGAUAGUUUACCGCUUGGAAAGCAUCCUGGAUACUCUCCUGGGAACGAACGGGAACCAACAAACAUAAGCAACACUGACAGUUUCAACCAUCUGAUCUAGCUACAGCCAGACAACGUGGAUUAUGUGUGACUCACUAGGAUAAACUGAGCUGCCCCUGGGCCUGGUUAGCAUUUGACUUCCUCCGAUGAGGAGUGAGUCAGUCACUGUCCCCAACCGCACCUUGUUCUGCUGCCUGGAGUAGACCUACAGUCCGGGGACAUGGCCAAUCCACACCUGGCUAACCUGGCCUUUGCCUGGGAGAAGUACAUGGACUGUCGAGUACAAGGAGCAGAGCUACAGGUCAGUCUUCAGUGCCUGGAGAGUUUCCUGUGUCUGUUCCACUGUGUCCGCCACCUCCAUAACAGCCAUGGCAACAAGGAUGCUCUGAAGUUCUGUUCUGAUAUGAGUGGGGCCAGUAACACUCUGGCGAGGGAGUUCCUCACCGACGUUCACCAGCUUUGCAGCGCCGUGGCUCAGAGGGCGGAGUCACGGGGAGAGGAGGACGAGGAGAGUCACAUGGUUGCCCUGGGCGAAUACCUGGUCAGGGGCAGGGGCUUCUUGCUGCUCAGCGCCCUGGAUUCCAUCAUCGACCAGGAGCUGACCUGUCGAGAGGAGCUGCUAACCCUGCUGCUGUCUCUACUGCCACUGGUCUGGAAGAUACCUGUUCAGGAGGAGAAGGCCCCAGAUUUCACCCUGCUGUCUCUGCUGGAAGUGUUCUUGAGCCAGGAGGUGAAUGCCGCCCCCAGAGGGCGGGAAAGACCAGAAGACCGCAGCAGCAGCUCCACCUGGAAGGUCCUGCGUCGCUCCCGCCGCACCGCUCAGCGCUACUCCGUAAGGGAUGCUCGUCGCUCCCAGCUCUCCACCUCUGACUCAGACGCCAACUCUGACAACAAGGCCGGCACCGGUGGCACCGGUGGAGUGCGUAGUCGACGUUCUCGCGGUUCUACGAUCCGUGUGAGCUGCCAGCAUCACCGUUCGGAGGCUCGCUUAUUACCCUCGCCUCCUGUCCCCCCUCCCGAAAAGACCAUGGCUUCGCCUUUCCCGCUCUACCCCCAACCUCGGUCGCUGGGGGGGUCCCAGACCACCCUGGACACAGAGACCCUGACUGACCCAGCUGCCAUGUCCAUAUUCAACAGGAUGGAGAACUCUCCCUUCGACCUCUGUCAUGUUCUGCUCUCGCUCCUGGAAAAGUGGAACAUCAUCCAGGCUAGUAGAGAAAAUGUGAUCUACCAGCCUGACUGGCCGGUGCCCAUAAUCCUUAACUUCCAUACCCGAGUACGACUAGCUCAGAUGAGUCUGAUCCGUCUCUUCUCAGAGGAUGCUGCUAAGGACCAUCCUCCACCUGAUGUCAGUGGACGGGGUCAGAGUGAGGCUCUACCAGACAGCCUGCGACGCAGCCUGACCGACCUGCUCAGAGCCACGCUGAAGAUCAGGUCCUGCCUGGAGAGACAGGUUGACCCAUUCGCUCCCAGAACCAAGAAGACCCUGCAGGAGGUGCAGGAGGACUUCUCUUUCUCCCGCUGGAGGCACCGCUCCCUGCUGUUACCUGAGCUGCUGGAGGGUGUACUGCAGGUGCUGUUGGGGUUCCAUGCCUCGGCCCCCAAUCCCUUCUUCUUCAGUCAAGCGCUAGAGCUGCUUCAUGAGUUCAUCCAGCAUCGCGGCCUGGAGCUGUUUGAGGUCACCGUUCUGAGGCUAGAAGGGGCUGGGCCGCGUGGGGGUGAGGCAGCAGAUCGUCUGGACUUCUCAAACAGGCCGGCUAAGUCAGAGCGUAACUCACCAGUCCGUCUGCGCCCGCCGUCGCCAUGUGAACCCCUUCCGAAGAGACCGAGGGGAAGGAGGGGCUGGAUGACGGGUGCUACCCAGAGAGGUGCUGUUGCCUGGCAGCUCUGCAGCCCACCAGUGUCUCCGUCUGCUCCAGCGCCUGUCCUCCAGUGGCCAGCGGUGGCUCCAGGUCCCAGCUGGGGUCCAGGCUGUGGGAUCUGCUGCUGUAUGGACCCUCGGUCUGUAGUCGGCCCUCUCCUCCACGCCUUCCAGGCCCCAGGGCUCCGCUCCUACCAGUCCCACAUCCUCUCUGUCCUCUCCCGGCUGAUCCUGGAUCAGUUAGGUGGUGGCCAGCCCUCUGAGAAAGCUAAGCUAGCCUCCUGUAACAUCUGUACUCUGGACAGCAGUCAGCUGCCGGGCCUGGAGGAGACGCUCCAGCAGGGGGAGGUCGGAGUGUCGUCCCCCACUUUGAGCUACCGUUCCCAUGGUAUCCUCCCCAGCGGAGGGGGAGCAGAGGACAUGCUGUGGAAGUGGGAGGCCCUGGAGGCGUACCAGGGGCUGGUGUUCGGGGAGGACCAGGCACUCAGCCAACAGGUCGCGGGACACAUGUGUCACUUGAUGUUGAGAGGGAACACUGUGGUCCAAUGGCAGCUCUACACUCACAUCUUCAACCCUGUACUGCAGAGGGGGGUGGAGCUAGUGCAUCACGCCCAACAACUGGGUGUGUCUACAGCGUGUAGCCAGGUGUGCUCCUACCACGUCCAGUGUCUACCUGUAGAGGUGCUACUGGUCUACCUGCAGACACUACCAACCCUGCUCAAGUCCAGGUGAGGACGGUGGUGUCUUUACCUUCUUUACUUCUCUGUCUUGUCCCCUCCUCCAGUCGCCUCCCGUCCCUCUCUCCCCUUCUCCU